Molecule: messenger RNA, 4289 nt
Organism: Mercenaria mercenaria
Lineage: Eukaryota; Metazoa; Mollusca; Bivalvia; Venerida; Veneridae
Product: DNA ligase 1-like
Exons: 16
Coding region: 218-2539 (773 amino acids)
Biological process (GO): mitochondrial protein catabolic process; mitophagy by internal vacuole formation
Cellular component (GO): mitochondrial outer membrane
Source: RefSeq, a predicted model, not a curated record
CCCUUACUUUCGGUUUAAAAAGAUAUAGGUAUCAAGCGUAAACGGUUAUCAAAAGUGUACGCCUUAAUAUUUCGCUGAUAAAACGAGAAUUUUAAGAAAACUAGUUUUAAUAUACUUCCUGGAUUAAUUGGUAUAAUCGAAUCCAUAUAGCAGUUUUUACCAAAUGGAGAUAGAUAUGUUUCUGUAAGAAAAGGAACGACAUGCACAACAGAUUGAAAUGGGGUGCCCAGAGUCAAAGACAAAUUAUCAGACGAAUCCUCAAGAGGAAAGAUGUGAUAACACCAAGUCACCGCCAUCACAAGAAAUCGCAGUAGAAAACACGGAUGGAAAAAGCGAACACUUAAGUGGCAAAACUGAGAGCAAAAAGAAUUCAGACGAAAAAAAGAAAAAGAAAAAGGAAAAGGGACAGAAGGGCAAAACAUGUGAACAGGUGUCAGAUGUAGAAGCAAAGUGGGCGGUGCCGGAAGAAAGGGAUGGAAAAAGCGAACACUUAGGUGGCAAAACUGAGAGCAAAAAGAAUUCAGAGGAAAAAAAGAAAAAGGAAAAGGGACAGAAGGGCAAAACAUGUGAACAGGUAUCAGAUGUAGAAGCAAAGUGGGCGGUGCCGGAAGAAAGGGAUGGAAAAAGUGAAAACUUAGGUGGCAAAACUGAGAGCAAAAUGAAUACAGACGACAAAAAGAAAAAGAAAAAGGAAAAGGGACAGAAGGGCGAAACAUGUGAACAGGUAUCAGGUGGAGAAGCAAAGCGGACGGUGCCGGAAGAAAGCAGAAAUAACAUGUCAUCAAUGCAAUCAGAGCCAACAAAACCAAUGACAGAAGUAUCGACAGCAAACUCGAAUGAUCCGACGAAAAAACAUGACGAGAAGAAAAGCAAGCAAGGAAAUAACAUGGCAUUAACGCAAUCAGAGAGAACAAAAUCAAUGAAAGAAAUGCCGGCAGCAAACUCGAACGAUCUGACGAAAACACAUGAGGAAAAGAAAAACAAGCAAGUUCCGGGAAAUAGCAAUGUGAGUGUGAUACAUAUUGUGUCACAACCAGGACCAGUUAUACCACCGGAAGUAAAAACACCUACUGUCACAUCUGACGAACAAGUUACACAAGUAGAAAAAGAAAACCAUGACGAGAAUCAAAAUGAACGAAAUAGUCAAGGAAAUACUACCCUUGAUGUUGAUAAACAAACCGUUGGACAGUCAGGAGAGAUUAUGCCGGCUGAGUCAGCUCCAGAGAAACAAGACAUACAGUUUGAAAGAAAGGAAAAGGAAACUAUGACAGGAUACGUAGAGAAGUUGGAAAGUCUAAUAAGCAGUACAAGUGAACCGAUAAGGCCUGAUAGAAAAUUAGAAAAGGAAAACAAAGAGUUAAAGAAAGAAGUUCAAGAAAAAGACGGGAUGUUAGCAAAGCUAAAGAAAGACAUGGAGGAGAAAAAAAAUGAACGCAUAACCAUAAAAGACAGCGAGGAGUUGGCUAAAUUAAAACAACAACUUAAGGAUAUGACAACUGAAAAAGAGAAUAUACAAAUCAAAAUGAAGGAAAUGGAGAAGGAGAAAGAUGCUGUUGUUGCUAGAAAAGUAAAAGAGAUACGGAACUUGGAAAAGGAGAAGGACGAACUUCUUUGUCGGUUAAGUGAAAUGGCAGGUAGGCGACUUACUGACAAUAACCCAAACAUAGCAGAUCUGAGUGAUUUAAACAGACCAACAAAACUGGCAGAAAAAUACGCCGAGUUGUAUGACAAUGAUUGGACAGAUGCAUAUUCAUAUCUGGAAACUUUAGAUGCGUAUAAAGGUUCAGAAGAGACAAUGAUAGCUUCAUUAAUGAAAAUGCUUACAACAGCAUACAAAAUGUCAUUGGAAACUGCAGAAAGCCAGUUAGAGGCAUUGCAUCAUAUUCUCAGCGAUUUCCGUGGGUCUAUACCACAUCCAGAUCAACAAGUAAAAGAUGUUAUAAAGCAAUUGAAAGAUCAAAGAAAACGAGCCGUCCAGCCUAGCAAAGAUUUGACAGAGAAAUACCGAAAGAAAAUUGAAAAGGCGUUUCCUAAACUUGGUUCGUCAAUUCUUGAAUCUGAAGCGUUGAAGCUCUACCUUCAAAAAUGUUUAGAAUUGUGUUGGUUGAUGGCAAUUCAAGACCCUCCGGUUCAUUUGAAAUGUGAUGUUUGCAAAUCAGGUGAUCCGUUUGAUAAAAAUAUGUAUAAAGAGUAUACACAAGCUGGUCUGUCUAUAAAAUAUGCUGUCUGGCCUGCAGUGUUCUUGGAGAAGAACGGUGCUCUCCUAUGUAAAGGUGUUGUUCAAUGUGCCAAGCAGCGCUCCAGAUCCUUUCGUUCAACGCAGGAGAAAAAUGUCAUUCAAGUGCCAACGAAAUCAGCUUCCGUACGUGUAACUGGAACUCAGGCGCUUACCAUAGUUCAUAGUGAUAAAGUCGCCAGGGAAACGAUCGUCGUAACGGAAGAUGGCCAUUCAGAAAAACGAAACUCACAAACAGCAACAGAUGUUGACAGCACAGAUUUACGGAUACAAGAUAGUGAAACUAGAAUUACACAAUUAUAAAACAGCAAAUUACGAAAUGUACAUUGAAAUGUACAUUAAUUGUAAAUCUGAAAAAUAUUUCAUAUCCUGACAAUAUAUGAACAAAAUAUAUACAUGAUAUAAUGAGAGAUGAAAUCAUUCAGCAAAGCAGACAAAACACACACUCACACGCAGGGUGCAAUACCGUUUUAUACGAUACAUUUCAUAUAAUUAUGUUUCUUAUGAAAUUACAGCCUUUAUCAAAAUAUUUAAUAUCAAUUUUGAUGACAGCACUGGAAGAGUCUAUGUCAAUUUAUUUUGCAAAUAUUCACUAUUGUAUAAAUAUAAGGCAUGUAUUCUUUAUAAUAACGAUAAUUUUACUGUUUGUCCGCUUGUAUUCCUUGGGACGUUCUAUAGUGCGUUCAACUGGAAACAAUCUAGGGUGAUAAAUUAUACGCUAGUGGACUAAUCCUUUUAAGGCGGCAAUAAUGACUUCAGUAGACUAAACAAUGUAAACCGCGCAAGGCAGCUUUUUAUCUUGAAAUGAAUUCGAAUAUGAAAUUUACAUAAACUUGUUUCGGUACAUCAUUGUGUCAAUAUAUACAGAAUGUAGGUAUAUAACAAUUAAUGAUAGAUAAUGGAUAUUUUUGCAAAACAACAUUUAUGACGCGAUUCAAACUAUUUGCUUUUAUUAUCUUAUUAGAUUAGUGAUGUCACGGAAUCGUAUAUAUUCUUUAUCGUGACGUGUCAGAAAUAUGUAAUCAGAUAUUUUAGCACAAAUAUGCAUUUUUAUAUAUAUUUCUAAUUAUUAUAGAAAAUGUUAUCAACCUGUAUUUCACUAUGUAAGCUUGAAUCCUUUAAUGCUCAAGUACACUUAAUUAUCAUUGCAACACUGGAUUUAGACGAUGAAUAGACUCCUUGUCUCUUAUCAUAUUAGUUCAUGUUUCAAAAAUAAUCUGAAUUAUGUACCUACGUAUUUACGGAUGAGAUGUAUCACUUGCACACAAACAUAAGGAAAACAUUCCAAAGGAAUGAGAUCGUAUUGUGUUGUACGCAGAUACCCUGUAGCAGAGUUAUUCAAAAUGUUUACUGUUAUACUGUAAUUUUGCAAUCUGGAAGCCUGUGUCGUAUAUCAUCUUUCAAAAAGGUCUACAUUUCGGAUUAAAAUUAGAUAUGUUUAGCCCACUAGCAGAGCUUGUCCUCUUUCCAGCAACAGCUUUCUCAACAUAGUUUACCAUGUGAAAUUAUGUCGGAUUUAACUUUAUAGAAUAAAUCAUCUGUAUGUUGACAAAUUAUGUCCCAGAAGGUAUUUCAUGUUUUUCAACUAUUUCUUGUCAUAUUUAGAUAUAUUUUUACCGGCCAUGUUCCAGCCAACAACAUUCCUGUUCCAACGAUGUAUUAUACUGCAAUGUGACUUCUGCCGUUUUUCCAUUUACCGUUUUUGGUCACAUUGUGUCCAAAAUUCAAAAUAAGGCAUUUUAUGUAUUUAAACAGCUCUGUUCAUGGGUAGAAACAGAUGGAAAAUACAGUUCGAUUAAGUAUUUUGCUUCACGUGCGACUUGUAAGUGUUUAAGCAUGUUUUCUAUGUUCCAGUGAUACAUGUCUAAAUGGUCACAUUGUGUCAUGGUCACAAUGUGUUUAAAUGUGGUCAAUCACAUUUGAGCAAUAUUUAAUGACAUUUUACAGUUUUCAUAUAUUCUGCUAGAGAUUUAUUUAAGGAACAAAAGAACCCAUUACAUAAAGUUAGAUUCCUACUCGAAAUGUAUAUUUCAUUACUUUUCAUGAAAUUUUG